Neocloeon triangulifer is the source of this 1274-nucleotide messenger RNA. RefSeq lists its product as uncharacterized. The transcript has 8 exons. The coding region runs from base 31 to 1131 and encodes 366 amino acids. The record is from RefSeq and is a predicted model, not a curated record. Gene Ontology annotation, cellular component: basement membrane. NCBI's taxonomy places the organism in Eukaryota, Metazoa, Arthropoda, Insecta, Ephemeroptera, Baetidae. Gene Ontology annotation, biological process: cell-matrix adhesion.
AUAAGAGUCACUCGCGCCUGUCAUUCGAAGAUGUGGCGAUCAACCGUUGCCUUUUUCGUGCUCUCGUCGUCUUUGGUUUUGUUUUUCUCUUCUCUGGUUGUAACGCAGAACACUAAUUGCAACUCAUGGGGCUGCCUUGGUGAACCAGUGUGCGAGGAAGGCACAAUUUUGACUCCGAAUGUGACGUUGGGUAAUUGCUGUCCUGGCUGCGUUGCGUAUGUUGAUCUUAAUGGUAACUGCGCAAACGGAGCCAAAUGUAAACCUGGACUUGAGUGUUUAAAUGGAAAAUGCAGAGUAGCUGCGAAAGGCACAUGUGAGAGUUACAAAUUCCGAGAUUUCCUCUGGGUCCCAAAAUGUGAGCCAGACGGUUCUUUUUCUGCUGUCCAGUGCAAGGGUGAAAGAUUGACGGGGAGAUGCUUCUGCUACUCCGAGUUAGGGAAGCGACUUUUCGGUCAGCAGUGGUGGAGUAAAGCCGAAAAUAUGACUUGUGCUUGCAGUAGAAAAAUUGAAGAAUUGAAAAAGAAAGGUCGCGUAGACGUCACCCUUCACUGCACUUCGGACGGCAAUUUUGACACCCUGCAGUGCGAUUCCGGCAUUUGCUGGUGCGCUGACGAGAAAACGGGACUGACUUUGGGAGAAGUUGUGCCUCAACCGAUGAUUGAACUGCUUCCUUGCUACAACAAAACAGUAGUCGGGGACUCGUAUGUGAGGAAAUGCGACAGCGCCGCUUAUUCUCUUGGCGUCAUCAGGGACGAAAUGAACCAGCACGGCACUCUCGGCGAUCUUUUUGUGGGAAAGAAUUGCGGCUAUGAUGGCUCGUAUGGAGAGUAUCAGUUUGAGGGAGGACAGUAUUACUGUACUUGGAAGGACAACAGUAAAAUUGGAAGUUUCAUGGCAGGCACGGUUCCGGUAGGAGGCUUAGACUGCUAUUGCGCCUGGGACUCGAGGUAUUUCAAAGAAAGUGGUUACGGAUUCACCAUGCAAUGCGCUGGAAGCGGAAGUUAUAUCACGUUGCAACAAUUGGAGGGCCAGGCGAUGUGCGUUGACAGAGAUGGUUUUGCGUUCAAAAAUGCUACUCUAGUUGGAGAAGCCUACACUUGUCCUACUACCCCUCCUCCUCUUUACCAGUAAUUAUUCAAUUGUAUCUUACCUCACUAAUUUAUUGAAUAUAGAUUAAAAAUUAACAAACCCAAAUUUGUUUUUGGCACAUACAACACAAAGUUUAUUUAUUUUUAUUGCUCCUACAACAAAUGCGCGAGUUUUUCAUCACACAU